Molecule: messenger RNA, 825 nt
Organism: Rotaria socialis
Lineage: Eukaryota; Metazoa; Rotifera; Eurotatoria; Philodinida; Philodinidae
Source: the annotation of a GenBank genome assembly
AUGGCAUCCGCAGUUGAUUCUUCAAAUCAUACAGCAUCUAAUCAUGGUAAUAUAUUACCGAAAUUCAGUGAUUAUCGGUCUCGAGUAAUGCUCGGUGAUCUUCCGCAAGAUUUUCUUCGUAUACAACUUGUAGAAUCUCAACUCUAUAGACCAUCGGCUUUUGAUCAUGCACUCGAACACGACUCCAAUUUUAUUGGUUACUUUACUUUCAGUAUUACUGAAGCUAAACUAAUCAAAAAUUCGGGUCCCCUAGGUCUACUAAGAAUGGAUCCAUAUGUUCGCUUUCAAAUUGGUUCUAUUUCAAAUGAAACACCAACAGCAACUGGUGGUGGUAAAAAUCCACAAUGGAACAUCUCAUAUCGAAUUAACCUAUUUAAAGGUAUGGAGCGAAUAUAUAUAGAAUUAUUUGAUCAGCGCAGUUUUACAGAAGAUAAUUUUAUUGGAGAAUGUCGAAUAGAAAUUCCACAGGAAGUAAUCAGUGGUCAAACAAAACUAAGCUGGUAUCCGUUAAUGGGACGAGAAACCAGUGCCAAUGAAAAUCAAGGCGAAAUUCUUGUUAUGAUGAGUUUAAUGCCAAUCAUAUCAGAUCAACCGUCAGACAUAGAUGAUGUAAAUCUUUUAAAUAGCUCAACUGGUUCUUCGUCAACAUCAUCUCCAUCCAACAGUGUUGUUGAAUCAGCAGCAAUGUAUUCGUCAGAUGACAUACGAACAAUUGAAGAAAUGUUCCCUGCAAUUGAUCGUCAGAUAAUAAUUGAUUUAUUGGAAAAACACGGAGGAAAUAAAGAUCUCGUUGUUAAUCAUCUUUUACAAAAUAUUAUCUCUUAA